UGACAUUUACGUAGUGCGCUCCGUACCGCCGCGAAGACGCGCGUCCGUUGCGCGCAUUAAAAAAAAUAAGCGUUCGAAUUACAAAAUUUAUUCGAAUUGUGAAUAUUUAUCCGAAAUAGAGGUGCCUAUGUUCAGUUGAAGUGCUCAGUUUUUUAAUUUAACGUUUUUUAAUGGAAUAUUUUUGUUUUUGAAUUGCGUAUUUUGGAUGUGAUUUCGCUAGGGGUCGUUUUCCCUGGGAGAGCAUUACUAUAGCAACGAAUUUACGUCAAGUUCAUGGGCGGUUGGUGCAUUCGCUCGAUAAUGAGUAGUUUUGGAGACUACUGACUUUUAUUUAUGACCAUCUUCAAUUAAAGUGCACAAUACAGUUACAAACUUCGACUGGAGUGCAAGUGACUUGACAAUUGCGUACCAAAUCUCUUUGAACGACCCAAAUGUAUGUUUUAUGGGAAAAAGCUCUUACGUGAAGCACCAUGAGUUUGAUGGCGUUUAUUAAGUUCGGGUAUGCGCUUGUGGUGGUGACGCUGCUGCUCAUGAUAUGGGCAUCACUGUCGAGAGCAUUGGAACUCCACAUAGACUCCAAGCACCCACCAUGCUUGUUCCAAGCAUUAUGCACAUGUUCGAAACCAGCUGGCGACUUGGGCAUCGUGAACUGCAACCACGUCCCGAUCCUGAAGGUGCCAGCAACGAUCAACAGUUCCAAGGUCUUCAUACUGCAGCUGACUGGAAACCAGAUCAGGGAUCUGGAACCACAGUUCUUCCAAGCAACAGGCUUGUACCGGCUUGCAAUUAACGAGAACCCGCUGGAGAGUAUCCAUGAAGAAGCGUUCUAUGGCCUCGACAAUACACUCUGGGAAUUGGAACUACGACACGACAAAUUGACGUCUGUGCCCAGCAGGGCCCUCAGAUACUUGCAGAAACUACGAAUACUGGAUCUGACAGGAAACGAGAUAACAGACAUAUCCGGAGACAACUGGCGAGGGUUGGAACACACACUAACGACUUUGAUACUGGCUGACAAUUCGAUCGCGAACCUUCCCCUGGACGCCUUCUCCAGUCUACCGAUACUAGAAACUUUGGACCUUCAUGGAAACCAUCUGUCGGUUAUCGAUAGCGGCGUGUUCCGAGAUGGAAUGAGCAGAUUGAAUAAGUUGCUUCUGAGUGACAAUCAACUGGCUUACAUACCUUACGAAGAGUUAUCACCGUUGCGUCAGUUGAGGUUCCUGGACCUUUCAAAUAACUUGAUCAAGCAAGUUCCACCUGCACACGACUUGAAUGGAAUCAAACUGUCCUUAGACUCUUUGAAGUUGGACAACAAUCUCAUCAAAAUAUUGUAUCCUGGAUCCUUCCAGUAUUUCAACGUUUUGAACUCGACUUCUUUGGACGGCAAUGCAAUUUAUGCUUUGAGGGAAGAUGCCUUCAGAAAUGCAAAGAUCAAGACCCUCUCGCUCCGUGACUGCAGUCUGGUGGAACUGUCUCCAGCUGCCUUCGCUGGUCUGGAGAACAGUCUCCAAAGCCUCGACCUUUCGGAGAACAACCUCACCAUGAUCUCCAAGUUUAUGCUGAACAAGUUGGACUCUUUGAGGUUCUUGAAUCUGAGGGAAAAUAAGGUUGACAUUAAUCUUCUAACAUCGACACCGACAACAGACUACGCCAUGCAGUCGUUCAACAACUUCCAAUACAAACUGUUCUAUUUGGACAUCAGCAGCGCUAGCUCCAUUGAAGUGAAUUUGCAAGAUUUUAGGAGAAUGAGAUCUCUACGCUACCUAUCAUUAAGCAAACUGCUCAGACAAACCAUUAGGACAGAAGAUUUCCUAGAAUUCGGUGUGGAACUAGAAGACUUGAAGAUAUAUGGCAGCACUGUGACGAGAAUAGAGUCCAGUGCCUUCCAACAUGUCAGGACUAUUAAAACGUUGGACUUGUCGGAAAACAAUAUCGAGUUCGUUGACCCAUUUGCUUUUGCUGAGCUGCACAGUCUAACAACGCUAAAGAUGGCGAACGGUUUAGCAGACUCAGUGAAACUGUUACCGUUUGAACCUCUAAAGGCUCUCAUAGAACUACAGUACUUGGAUCUAAGUAACAAUAAGCUGAAGAAUGUACCAGACACAUCGUUCCAUUUCCUCUACAAACUGAAGCGGUUGAAUUUGCAGGAUAACUAUAUUGAACAUUUCUCCAAAGGGACUUUGCAGGGCGAUAUCCAUGGACAGCUAGAAAGCAUUUGCUUAAACGCAAACCAGAUUCGACAAAUAGUAAUGCACGCAUUCGUAGGACUGAAAGAGUUACAAGAAGUAUUAAUAGAAGACAAUCAGAUAGAACUCAUUCAGAGGAGAGCGUUUACUAUUCUUGAUAAUUUGAAGGUCAUUAACCUAAGAGGGAACAGGAUCUAUGAAAUAAGCGAGGAAGCUUUCCAGAACAUACCUGCUUUGACUGAGUUGGACAUAUCAUUUAACAACCUCGACACGUUCAAAUUUUCAAUAUUUGACCAAGUCGGAUCGGCCACUGCUUUGAAAGUCAACGCUUCAUACAAUAGGAUCAUCACAUUGACUGAUUCUAAUGCUCCCAGCUUCUACACGUCUAACUUCUAUCCACCACCUAAAGCCCAAAAUAUUUCAUCAAACAUCAGUAUGUAUGAAAGUUUCACUGACACUGAGGAAGAUCUUGUAUUAACACAAGGUCUCGGAACGGUCUCAGUAAAUAUCAGAGUGUUGGAUUUCUCGCAUAAUAAUAUCACUUAUAUUGCGCCGUACUACUUCAGGCAUGCAGAUUUAACUCUAACAGAACUGCAUCUGUCACACAACAAACUCAGAAAUAUUACUCGAGAAGUAUUCGGAUCUAUGCAUAUGCUGCAAUACUUAGACCUGUCACACAAUUAUAUUUACCACAUGGAAUACGAUUGCUUCAAGAGGGUUAAGAACUUACAGAUAAUAAACUUAUCUCACAACCAUUUGAUCGAUCUCCCUGUGGAAAUAUUCAGCGACAUGCAGAAGUUAACGUCAGUGGAUCUAUCGGACAAUCACAUCAAGAAUUUGGCGGAUAACCUCAUUCCAUCACCGGCUUUAGAAAGGCUAGACUUAUCGGACAAUUUAUUGUCAAGAAUCCCAACAAACUGCCUGUCUCCGGCUGCAUCAGCUAACUUAGUAGAACUGGAUCUAAGUGGUAACACUAUACCAGCGGUCGCUCUUGGAGAUCUAGUCCAAAGAUUCCGGAGCCCUGAUCAGUUGAGCGAUUACUGGCCCGAGGAACCUGACUACAGUGACGAAUACAUGUACCACACGGCUAGACGAGAUCACACCAGAGUGUUCCACCAAAAAAAACAAUACCCGCAGAAUAUUUUGUACAAGUCUCUAGCCUGGUUGGAUUUAUCAAACAAUCACCUUGUGCGAAUCGAAGGCGGGUCCUUCUCAGCGUUGCCAAAACUCCGCUGGUUAGAUCUAAGUAACAAUUCGCCUUUUAACUCUGGCGAUCGAGGAACCACAAUUUUCAAAGGAUUGGAAAGAAAAUUGUCUCAUUUGGGACUGAAGAAUGUCAGCUUAGUUUCUGUACCUUCGAUGUCUUUGAGCAAAUUAAAGAGUUUGGAUCUAUCAUUCAACAACCUGCCUUCGAUUCCACCAGAAAUAACAGCAAACUUGACACGUCUCAGAGCUUUAGACUUGUCUUACAAUGACCUGACUGCUGUUCCUGUGGCAACGCAUUCAUUGAGUGACCUUCGCUGGCUGUCUCUCUCUGGCAACCCGAUCACUGCUCUGAUGAACACCAGUCUGUAUGGAGUAUCACCUCGUUUGGAAUAUUUGGAUGUUACCAAAUUGAGGUUGAGAAUACUUGAGCAUGGUGUCUUCAGCAAGAUGUAUGGACUACGGACACUCAAAAUAACAGCAUAUUCCAAUGUGAGAGAUUUCAACGUACCAAAGAUGUUGUCAUAUAACGCCGGUUUGGAGAACUUGAUGAUUGAAACUGAUUAUGAUUCGGUGGAAUUUGGCAAGGAGAUGUAUGGACCACUACCACUGAAACUUAAUAAUAUCACAAUCACUGGACGAUACUUGAAGUAUUUGACGCAGUAUCUGCUGAGCGGUGUCCAAUCUAAAGUACUCCGCCUAACAGUCUUCAAUACCAGCGUAGAGGAGAUAGCGAGCGAAGUGUUCUGGCGACCAGGCCGCGUCACCAACCUGACGCUGGACCUGCGGGAUAACUACAUCGUGAGAGUACCAAAUCCUUCCCAAAGACCAUGGCCACACGUGCCGAAUACUGUGUUCCUGCAAGACAUAUUGGUUGCUGGCAAUCCUUUGACUUGUGACUGCGGUAUCGGAUGGAUAAAAGCAUGGGACCGUAAAAGAAGACAGUACCUCUGCGACAGCCCGUCUAAUUGCGUGUCCACCCGUGACGAUGUCAGAUUCGCAACGUGUCCAGCAUACGACAACAGAACAUUUGCUGACGUUUUAUCAAGAGAUCUGGAUUGUGAAUGGAACAAAGGCUUCAUAGGAUCACCCAAUUUCUUCAUAGUGUUAGGCAUGUCUAUCCUAACGUGCCUCUACAUAUGAGGACUGUUCUGGCUACUUGGGGUAUACGAGGAAUUCAACUUGAUUUUGGCAAGGAUGUAUAAUUCUAACUCUUAAAGGCCUCACUUAAGACGUACUUUAUUUAUUUAAUAGAUACAAAACCACUUUUGUACAGAAUAAAAUUCUGACGCUUAUCAAUUUUUCGAUACUUUGGAACAUAGAACUAGAUAGUAUUAAACUCGAAGAAGAUUUUUACAGCUUCUUUAAAAUAAUAUGUAAAUAAAAUCAAAUGCAAUCGUUAAGGGUUGUAGGAAUCUUCUUCGAUCAGACGAAAUCCAGCAAGGAGUGAGAUAGCAUUGAAAUGUUUUUCAUACUGUACCUGUUCUUGUGGCCUACAUACUGAGUCUUGGUCUGGGAGAUCCUGAAUAGCCAAAUCCUAGUUAGUGUUAGUGAAACGGAAGUAUAUGCUUUAAGACUUGAAGUCAGGACGUUGACGCAUUGACGGAGGACAAGUGACUUUUGUAUACUUAAGUGAUUGCGAUAAUUCUAGUGAAGCCUACUAAAAUGUGAUUUAUCGUUUAAAAAAAAGGAAAGCAGAUGUGUGAUCUCAGAAGAAUCGUUGGACAAGUUACCGUAACUUCAUAUUUCUUAGUAAAUUACAGUUUGCGUUUCCCCCCACCCCUCCCAAAACCCUGUUUUGCGUGUGUAGUUUUAAGAAAUUUUAAUUUGAACAUUUCACGCAUUUCGUGCACUGCCUUACAUAACGAAUUUUCUGUGAUUAUUGUCCAGAAUAUAUGUCCAACUUGUAUGGUGCGUUUGAUCUUACACGAUAUUGUUAAGAACCGCGUGUGGAAGUGCACUUAAUGUGUUUUAGAAGUUGCAUUUACGUCGUUUUAUAAGAUAAGUUCACACGAAAGCAAUGACUUAAUUAUGAUCGUCUAAGUAGACUGCAUUCGCUCGAAUGGUAUAUGUGUUCGUCCAUUAUUAAGAGUAAAAAUAUUAUUUAUAGAUGUAUUCAUUUUUGUAAUAGGUGACUUUAGGUGUAGACUAAUCGAAUCAUUUAUAAACAUUUCCUUAUAUUCAAUAUCUUUAACAUUUUCUUCAUUGUCAUUUGUUUCAUAGUACGUAGUCGUGUUAGGAUCGUUGUCCCGACGAUCUUGAUUCUAAACAAAUGUUUGUACAAAGUCUCUAACUCAUUUCUCAUAAAGUCUAUAUUCAGAGUCACUAUCUUCUCUAAGAAAGCUUAAUCCUAUUCUAUAUUUACUCUUUAAUAUUUUUCAUUGUUUAGCUGUUUACAAAGUCUAUCUGGUUAUUGUUGGAUAAACAUAUUUUAUUACAUAUUACGUAUAAAUAAAUGUGUCAUUAGCUGUUAUUGUAUCGGAGCAUGCUGUAAUAUAUACAUUGUACGUAUAUACUAGGAUUUUAUCGACUGAAUUUAAGUGUUUCGGAGCUAUAUCGCUGGUUAUUGUAUAAGAAACGUUGUUUGUAUGAUGUCCAAUGUGGCUUGUUUCUAUUGUUGCGUCGCUUCACUUUUUUCUGUCACAGUUUUAUUAAUUUUUCUAUGAAUAUUUUAGACGUGCACGCUAGCAAUAGUUUAGUCGGUUGAAAGUUGCAUGUUUCUAGCUUUCUUAUCUAUUUCUAUAACUGAGUGAGUUCAAUUAAAUACCUCUUCUUCAGUGGUCCAGUGUGUGCUGUCAGGCCUAUUGUUGACUUUUGUUUUCAAUGCCAUUUCACGAUGCACCUGAUUAUUUUGUACCACUUCAGUGAAUCGUACUCGAUCAUGUUUUAGUGACACAGCAUUGGCGUUAAGUUUGGUAUUGAAAACAAAGGAAUAUCGUUGUAACAAUGAAUAUAUUUUGUGAUAUAUAUUACUCUAAUCCUUCUAUUUUUGAUAAAGCCUACAAUGAAUAUUGCUGAAACUAAACGGGAAUUGUAUAGCUGAAUAAAAUUGACAUUAUGAAUAAAAAUAUUACCGCUUCUGUAUAGAUUAGAUCCGAUUGUCAAUUGUUGAUCAUUAUUAUUAAAAUCAUUUCCUUCGAUGGUACUAAAUGGUAUAUUUGUAUUUUAUUCGAAUAAAUAAAUAGCUUGCUUGAAUUUUAUGAUAAUUGUAAUUAAAUAGCCCUACAUCACAUUUUCUGACCUAUGGUAGCUAAAAGCGUUUUUGUAUGGUCGGCUCCUUUUGUGAAACACAAACAGAAACUCAAUAUUUAAUAUAUUAAAAUAUAAAAAUACUCUUACUUUACUCAUUUUAAUCUGCAAUGGAGGUUUUACAUCGGCUUGUAUUAUAACUUCGUUGCUUACUAGUGCCAUCUACAUUAUUAAGUAGCAAACCUCGAAUAUGACGAGAAAUUACAAAUUAAUUCUUCUGCAAGGUCCAUUGUGAUAGUACCUUAUAAUAGCUAGUGCCAAUACAUACAGAAUUAAAUAAUAUAAACAAAAUCUUGUUUGAAACUAUAUAAAUUUUAUUUUGCGAUUGGAAAAACGACCAUUGAUCUUAUAUAAAUAAGAUUCAAAAUAUGUUUGACUCUUGUUUAAAAAGAAAUUGACAUGUGCUAUGUGGCAUUAAGUUUACGUUUAUUUUUAUUUAUGUAUAUUAAAUUAAUCAUACAAUAAGUAUGAAUGAAAAUUGAGUUUAUUUCAAUGUAAAAUAAACUUUAAAUUAAUAUGGUUAAGGGUGUGUUUCAGCUAAGUAAAGUUCGAACAAACAAAAUUGUGUGAAAUCUAAUCACCUUGUGUAAGUACGUAAAGAUAUGAGCCUUAAAAUAAUAUCAGCCAGUAUUAUUAUGAUUUCUAUCACAAUACGAAUAAAGUUUAAAUUAAUAUAUCAACAAAUUUUUAUUUAAUUUUAAGACUUAAACAAAACUGAAAGGUCCAAUCGUAAAAUGAAAGUUUAUUGAAAGAAAGCUUUAUUACGUUCACAAUAUGGUUUUAAAUGGAAACGCUGUAAAUAUGUUUUAUGAUAUUUUCUUUGUAAUAGAGUGUUAAGGAGGAUAACUAAAUGUCGGUAAUUCAGUGAGUUUGAAUGUUAUAUUCAAAGGAUAGAGGACGAGGGAAUGUUUUUGUCUUCACUACUUAAAAGAAUAGUGUGAAAUAAAAAUAAGUAAUCAUUGAAUUAUUAGCGUAUUAAAAUAAAUUAUUGCGUAAAUAUUA
Spodoptera frugiperda (fall armyworm) is the source of this 7640-nucleotide messenger RNA. RefSeq names its product chaoptin (gene chp). Gene Ontology annotation, molecular function: protein binding. The transcript has 28 exons. Bases 471 to 4532 code for a protein of 1353 amino acids. Lineage: Eukaryota; Metazoa; Arthropoda; Insecta; Lepidoptera; Noctuidae. Gene Ontology annotation, cellular component: extracellular matrix. The record is from RefSeq and is a predicted model, not a curated record.